AUGCGAUCGAUGAUGUUAUCGAGAUUCAUCGAUAUUAAAUAUCAAUGUAACAAUCUCGGAUGCUCAUCUUCUAUCGUUGAUCCUGCUUCGAGCUUGAGAGACUGUCAAUUCGCUUGCUUAGCUGAUGCACAAUGUCGUACAGUUACUUUUGAUGAAAACAGUAAUCACUGUGAAUUGUUUUCUGAUAUUCCAAGUCAAUAUGGAAAUCUGCUAGCACAAUCAGGUGUUAUAACCAUGACUGUCAUAGAUGACAGACAAGUAACUGAUCGUGCAUCAGGGAAUUUGCUUUGGAAUACCACAGGAAUCACUGUACUCAAUUCAUCACAAUUAGUAUCAGCCGCGGGUUUAUAUGUUGACUCAAACAAUACUUUGUAUGUUGUUGAUGUGAAUAAUCAUGUUGUAUGGAAAUUAUUGAACAAUGCCGCGAAUGCAACGAUUGUAGCUGGACUUUACCAAUCACAAGGAUCUAAUAGCAGUCAACUAAACUGGCCUUAUGAUGUUUAUGCUGACAGACAUGGGAAUAUAUAUGUAAGUGAUUAUUACAAUCAUCGUAUACAAAAGUACAGCAACGGAUCAAGAAAUGGAAAAACUAUUGCCGGUAUAAAUGGAUACGGAUCUUCUUUAAACCAAAUGAAUCGUCCUGAAUUUUUUGUUUUUGAUUCAACUGAUACAUUCAUGUAUAUCGUUGAUCAUGAUAAUAAUCGUAUUAUGCGCUUUGUAACGACUUCGACUUCAGGUGUCAAUGGUACGGUUAUAGCAGGUGGAAAUGCAGCAGACAACACGAACACAACAUUUAAUUCGCCGCUUGGUAUUCACUACUUUCCAAAUACAAGUAGUGAUCUAUUUAUAACAAACAGUGAUGGACAUUCAGUGAUACGUUGGACACCAGGUGCUUCGUCGGGUGUUUUUGUGGCAGGUACACCAGGUGUAGCAGGUUCCAGUUCAUCUCUCUUAUACAGUCCAGCAGGUAUUAGAAUUGAUACGUAUUUGAAUAUGUAUGUUGUUGAUAAAGGUAAUAAUAGAAUACAAAUGUUCUGUGCCAACAGUCAAGUCGGGAUCACUAUUGCGGGUGGUUCAGGUGGCAAUGGUCCAGAACAAUUAAAUCAACCACUUGGCAUUGCAUUCGAUGCAAAAAUGAAUAUGUAUAUUGGUGAUAAUAAUAACGCGCGUGUUCAAAAAUUUGUUAAACUCUAA
Molecule: messenger RNA, 1194 nt
Organism: Adineta steineri
Lineage: Eukaryota; Metazoa; Rotifera; Eurotatoria; Adinetida; Adinetidae
Source: the annotation of a GenBank genome assembly